This is a messenger RNA of Colletotrichum graminicola M1.001, 1068 nucleotides long. RefSeq names its product G-protein alpha subunit. The record is from RefSeq and is a predicted model, not a curated record. Lineage: Eukaryota; Fungi; Ascomycota; Sordariomycetes; Glomerellales; Glomerellaceae. The transcript is spliced from 6 exons. Gene Ontology annotation, cellular component: heterotrimeric G-protein complex. Gene Ontology annotation, molecular function: G protein-coupled receptor binding; GTPase activity; GTP binding. Bases 1 to 1068 code for a protein of 355 amino acids. Gene Ontology annotation, biological process: adenylate cyclase-activating G protein-coupled receptor signaling pathway.
AUGGGUGCCUGUAUGAGCUCGAAUAACGAGGAGGUCGAACAGAAGAAAAAGAGCCAGGCGAUCGACCGACAACUGGAAGAAGACUCUAAAAGGUUACGCAGAGAAUGCAAGAUUCUGUUGCUCGGCUCUGGAGAAAGCGGGAAAUCCACAAUCGUCAAACAAAUGAAGAUCAUCCAUUUGAAAGGCUACUCGGAAGACGAACUCUACAACUAUCGGCCGACAGUUUUUAAGAACCUGGUAGAAUGCGCGAAGGCAGUGAUACAGGCGAUGCGACAGUUCGACAUCGAGCCCCAAAUCGAGGCAAACAAGGCCUAUGCCACCUACCUCCUGGAAUACACAGCCGAGUCGGGCCCCCAGGCACACAUCGAUCCCCAAAUCGGCGUUGCCAUCCAGUCAAUAUGGAGCGACCCUGCAAGGGAGCAGCUCAUGGACAGGCAGACUGAGUUCUAUCUGAUGGAUUCGGCAGAAUACUUUUUCCAAGAGGUCAUGCGCAUCGUCUCACCGGACUAUCUCCCCAACGAGAUGGAUGUUCUCAGGGCCAGAACCAAAACUACCGGCAUUUACGAAACAAGAUUUCAGAUGGGCCAGCUCAGCAUACACAUGUUCGACGUGGGCGGUCAAAGAAGCGAAAGGAAGAAGUGGAUUCACUGCUUUGAAAACGUCACUUCCAUCAUCUUCUGCGUUGCUCUCAGCGAAUACGACCAAGUUCUGCUCGAGGAGUCUAGCCAGAACCGAAUGAUGGAAAGUUUAUUAUUGUUUGAUUCCGUGGUGAACUCAAGAUGGUUUAUGCGCACCAGCAUUAUCUUGUUCCUGAACAAGGUGGAUAUUUUCAAGCAAAAGCUUGGUCGCUCACCUUUGGGCAAUUACUUCCCCGACUACUCUGGUGGCAACGAUGUCAACAAGGCGGCCAAAUAUUUGCUCUGGAGGUUCAACCAGGUCAAUCGGGCACAUCUUAACUUGUAUCCUCACCUGACUCAAGCAACCGAUACAUCGAAUAUUCGGCUCGUGUUUGCGGCAGUGAAAGAGACGAUUCUCAACAACGCUCUUCGGGACUCUGGAAUCCUAUGA